UGGCUGCUGUACUAUUUAUGCUUUCGUUACUUUCUUCUACUCUAUGGACAAUCCUUCUCUCUCUCUCUCUGUACAAUUUCUUUGCUUUCUCGGCAGUGCUCAGGCAGUGCUCCGGACUUUUAAAGAGUAUUGAAGGUGGCCCAGAACACUAAAUAUUGAUAUGGCUGCUUUAACUCGCUCGAUUUUCCCCUCUGUUCGGUUGCUGUCCCGGGCAGUGGUACAAGGAAUUUCGUCUCGGGGCUAUGCCGACGAAAUGUCAUUCACAUUUGCUGCCGCUAAUCAGGUAUUUUACCAUAACAAAAACGUAAAACAAAUUGAUGUACCGUCGUUCAGCGGAGCUUUUGGUAUUUUGCCGAAACACGUACCAACACUUGCUGUAUUAAAGCCAGGAGUUGUCACUGUUUAUGAAAUAGAUGGUGGUAAACAAGACAUAUUUGUAUCUAGUGGCACUGUUACCAUAAAUGAAGAUUCAUCUGUUCAGAUAUUAGCCGAAGAAGCUCAGCCUGUUCAAAAUCUUGAUGCUUCAGCAGCUCGUGAAGUACUGCAACAAGCUCAGAGUGAGUUUGCAUCAGCAAGUUCGGAUGUUGCCAAAGCAGAAGCAGCGAUUGCAAUAGAAGUGGGAGAGGCCCUAGUAAAAGCUACAAGUUGAAUGUGUAUAUAAAUGAUUUAUUAGUUAUUGUUUAAAAAUAUUUUGGAAUGUAUGUGAUACCAUAACAUUAAAGGCAGUAAUAAAAAUUCUACACAUCUGUGAUUUUUUUUUAAAAGUAAUCCUUACGUACAAUUGUUACAUUUUUAGUUUGACCAUGAUUGGUGGUAGAGAAUGCAGAUUCAGGUUUCUCAAUUUUAUUCAUUGAAUUUGAAUCAUUCUAAUAAAGUAAACCUGAAAGUUUGACUCCCCUUUCCAAUAAAUACCAAUGAAAGAUCAUAUCUUGCCUUUCAAACUUCGCUUGUAAGUUGUGGUUACAUAGUAUGAGUUUUUAGGAAGCAAAAAUCCUCUUUCAUAACACCAUGUGUAAGGAAAAAAAUAUCAAGAUUUCAAAGCGUUAUUUCAACAUUAUUAGAAAAGAUGAUGGAAAGUGGACUUUCAUGGUGUGAGCUGACAAACACAAAUAUUUAAAGAGCACCCAAUUUCGUGAAAUAGCUCCCCUUCGUGUGUACAACCCCUUAGUUUUUUUUGGAUGAAAAUUUCAGAAAACGUUUUAUGUAGUUCACUAGCUCUUUGUUGCAAUAACAUUCAAAAAAUGCCUACUGCAAUUUUAAUUGUCAGCAUGUCUUAAGAAAAUUACACCCUGUUGGAAAUUAAUCUAUCCAUUUGUAAGAUUGUUUAAAAAAUAAAAGUUUUGAAAAA
Molecule: messenger RNA, 1348 nt
Organism: Gryllus bimaculatus (two-spotted cricket)
Lineage: Eukaryota; Metazoa; Arthropoda; Insecta; Orthoptera; Gryllidae
Source: the annotation of a GenBank genome assembly